AUGUCACCCCUCACCCCAAUGCAAAUAGCUUCAUACCAUGAAGAUGGCUACCUCCUCCUACGCGCCAACGAACAUAAGCUCGUUGACCCGGUAUCACUGAAGCGUUGGACAGAGGAAGUGCAAGCCUGGCCUCGUGUCAAAGGCAAAUGGAUGCCUUAUGACGAGAUUAACAUCAAUGGCGAGCGCCAACUGAUGCGCACAGAACGGUUCAUCGACUACCAUCCUGAGUUCAAAUCCCUGGUCUGUGGUGAGCAACUAGCCGAGAUUCUGAAAGCACUAUCCGGCGAUGAUAUGCUUCUUUUCAAGGAUAAGAUCAACUACAAGCAGCCUCAUGGGAACGGCUUCCAAGCUCACCUGGAUGCGCCAGCCUACGACCACAUCGGCCGCAUUGAGCACAUGACUGCAAACCUAGCGAUUGACGCUGCAACCCCCGAGAAUGGGUGUUUAGAAGUUGUUCGCGGGUCACACAAGAUGGAGAUUGAGUUUGCCGAUGGAGGUCGCAUCACACCUGAAUGGGAGCAGGCGCACGAAUGGAUUUCUAUUCCACUCGAGAUGGGUGAUAUGCUGGUUUUUGGGUCGCAUCUUGCUCACCGAUCGGCGGAAAACAGGACUGAGAAAAGUCGAUCGAGUCUUUAUGCUACCUUCCACUCUAAGAGUGACGGCGAGAAUCUGAGGGAGAAGUAUUACAAACAUCGCAUGCAGAUGUUCCCACCUGAGCAUGAGCGAGAAGAAGGAAAGGAUUAUUCGCAAGGCUACAAAACAUAUGGGUUUGCGGCUCCCUUUACCACGAUCCAGGACAAUACCGUUGCAACAUCCAUUGUCAAUAUGUAG
Molecule: messenger RNA, 831 nt
Organism: Penicillium soppii
Lineage: Eukaryota; Fungi; Ascomycota; Eurotiomycetes; Eurotiales; Aspergillaceae
Product: phytanoyl-CoA dioxygenase family protein
Exons: 3
Coding region: 1-831 (276 amino acids)
Source: RefSeq, a predicted model, not a curated record